Messenger RNA from Amborella trichopoda, 954 nucleotides. Its product is annotated as Nuclear transport factor 2 (NTF2) family protein. The record is from RefSeq and is a predicted model, not a curated record. Gene Ontology annotation, molecular function: protein binding. NCBI's taxonomy places the organism in Eukaryota, Viridiplantae, Streptophyta, Magnoliopsida, Amborellales, Amborellaceae.
ACGGAGAUUACAACUUUUUACGGGGCAAAUCCGAAGUCUUGAAGUCCAUGCCCUGCAGCUCUUGCCAUUAAACCAUGGGAAUUUUGCAGCUCCCCGGUGUUUCAUUGAGGAGCUAUUUUGAGGUUUCUGCUUGUUAUUCGUCAUUGUCUAGGAAACAUAUUACAGCCCCGUUGGUAUUGGUUCCACAAAGAAGGGAUGGAUUUCAGAUGUCAGGAUGGUAUACAGAAUUCACAUUGCCUUCGCAACCUAUUUUACCCGCAUACCGAAUCCCCAUUGCAGCACAUACUCUUUAUCCCCGAUACAUUCGUCAAGCACUUAGUGGGGAGACAGAGGGUGCCAUAAGCAACGAAGACAUGAUCCUCGAUGAGCAAGCACUUGACCGUGAGCUAGAAAGCGCAAUCCAAGAAGAGAAUUACAAUAGAGCAGCCGAGCUUCGGGACAAGCUCCAAGCACUGCAAGAGAGCAGCAAAGCCGGCGUCCUCAAUGCGAAUACUCGAUUCUAUAAUGCAUUUAGAAGUGGGGACCUUGAAGCUAUGCGUGUUAUAUGGCUUAGAGGCGAGAAUACUCAUUGUGUCCACCCUGGUGCUGGUAUGAUUUCAGGAUGUGCCUAUAUAAUGGAGAGUUGGGAGCUGGUUGCAGGGGCAGAUGUGGAAUUCCCACUAAAGAUUGACUUGCAAAAUGUUGAAGUCCAUGUUAAGGGAGAUGUUGGGUAUGUUACAUGUUUGGAGUUGGUUAAGACUAAGGGUAGUAGGUGGGGAAAGCAGGUUGCCACAAAUGUAUUUGAGAGGGUGGGUGGUGAGUGGUUUAUUUGUAUACACCAUGCCUCACAUGUUACCUUGUGAGGGUUUGUGUUUUUGGUCUCAUUUUCUUUUGGAGAUCCCCAUUGAAGGAGCUUGAUUUUCUGAAUUUCACCACUUGUAGUUUCUAUGCCUAGUCAAUUAUUUUUAGUGCCAG